Candidozyma auris is the source of this 2325-nucleotide messenger RNA. RefSeq lists its product as uncharacterized. The coding region runs from base 1 to 2325 and encodes 774 amino acids. The transcript has a single exon. The record is from RefSeq and is a predicted model, not a curated record. Gene Ontology annotation, cellular component: ERMES complex; endoplasmic reticulum. NCBI's taxonomy places the organism in Eukaryota, Fungi, Ascomycota, Pichiomycetes, Serinales, Metschnikowiaceae. Gene Ontology annotation, molecular function: lipid binding. Gene Ontology annotation, biological process: phospholipid transport.
AUGUAUCUACUAGACCUCCUAUAUGCUUAUCUUAUAGGUGGUGUGACCUUCAUUCCAUUACUCAUAUUUGCCUUCGUCUACCUACAUCCGAAACAACCUCCUGUUUGUGAAGAGUAUGAGAGCCUUAAAGCCGGAGAGAUUGAGGAGGAUAAUCUGUCCGGUCUCAAUGCCUAUAAGCAAGGAUGGAUCACCGUAACGCAUGAGUUUUUGGAAUCCCCUGACCAGAUUAGCUCGUCGACACAGCUGGUAGCUGAUUCUCAGGAAGGCAAGCUGGCCUACGCGUCGUUAUACAAACUAGUAAAGAAUUCCAAUGCAAAGACAAAAGAAUCAAAUGGUGAAAAGGCGGUAGUAAGUGACUCAGAAGCAUCAUCUAUGACGCUUACCCCCGGCGCAAGCACACCUACAAAAGGCGCUAGCAAGAAGCACCGCUACUACGCUGUGUUGAAGCAUGGUAACCUAUUCUUGUAUAAGGACGAAGUACUCAAAGAUGUCAAGCAUGUUAUUGUCCUUUCAAAUUAUCUUGUGUCAUUGUGGCCUCGCAAUAUUACUGAGGGACUGUUGUUCACCAAGUAUUCAUCGAUUGCGAUAUUGCGUAAGGACUGGCAUAGGAAAAGAAGGCUUUCAGACAAUGUUGCAUCCAUGGACGACUCUGAAUGGGAAGACAGCGAUAAAAUCACCCUUCAGGAUGUCUUGAACAAGAAAUCUGGUCUCCCUGCUCCCCCUGGAUCAUUUUUCAUCUACACUGAUUACAACAUAGACAAAGAGGACUGGUAUUUCGCCUUGAUGAAAGCAUCAAAGUGUGAUUCGGAUAUACCAGCUGCACUUGAUCCCAAAGUCCAAGCUAAAACUUUGCAUUUUGAGACAAAACACAUGAUGAGCUUGAUUCAGACUCUUUACAGUGCUGAGGGCCAAUUGCAUACUAAGUGGUUCAAUGCCAUAAUUAAUCGAUUGUUUCUUUCUCUUCAGCAUACCGACGUGAUGCAAAAUUACUUGAUAUCUAGAAUUGAAAAGAAACUUAAUAAGAUGAAAACACCAGGUUUCCUUGACAAGUUUCAAAUCACUAAGGUUCGCGCUGGCCAUGGGGCUCCUUUUAUAACCUUCCCGGUUCUAAAGGAGAUAAAUCCUGAGGGGGAUUUACUUGCUUCCUUUUAUGUUCAUUACUUUGGAGAGAUGUCCGUUCAAUUAGCCACCAAGGUCAAUAUCAAUUUGGGCUCCAGAUUCAAACCAAGAGAGGUUGACGUUCUUUUAUCAAUGACACUUGAAAAGCUUCAAGGGCCGAUGUUGAUCAAGAUUAAGCCACCACCAUCUGCAAGAAUGUGGUACACGUUUGAGAGGGAGCCCUCAAUGAGCAUUAAAAUCGAACCUGUGAUUAGCUCCAGGCAAAUGUCCUACAAUAUCAUUACAAAUUCCAUUGAAAAAAAACUCAAGGAAGCGGUGAGGACAUCUUUGGUAUUGCCUCAUUGGGAUGACUUCAUUUUCUACAAUACUGAGGAUGAGCUCGUGAGGGGGGGAGUAUGGGACAAAGAAUUUAGAAGGAGGCAAACAGAACACAGUGAUGGUGAGGACAAGAAUAAGCCAGUUCUGUCCAAGGCCGAAACUAAUAGUCUCUCUCGCGGUGAUGCUGAGCUGACUACUUCGGGACUGGCUAUUUCUACUAAUUCAGCGACCCAGGAUGUGGAAAGCUUAGUCGGAACCAAAGCCGAUCUUUCGGGUGACAGUCCAGUCCAGGUGAAUCUGACGAAGGGUAGGUUGAGCUCGACCAUCAAUGAUCUUUCUAAAAGACUAAGGAAAGCGAAGUCUACACACACUUUGGGUGUUGACGAAACUAACUGCCUAUCUGAUGGCUCGCUAGUUGAACGUUCCGUUUCAGAAACACCUAGUGUCAAGGGUGUGAUGAUGGAGGAGUCUGAAUCUCUAGCGUCCAAUGAGUCCAAAGGAACAACACUCCGCAGACUAGGCAAGUGGUAUUACAAGGAUGACAAAGUUGAGGAUAGUAAACCAUACCACCCCCCAGAGAUGAUUACGAAUCGCCGACCUAAUAGGAAGCAAUCAUCUGCAAGUCAAACCUCUGACAGUGAUAAAUACCUUUCCGAAAAUCACUCUGCACCCCCGAGCACUGGCUUCUCCUUCGAUUUUGGCUCCGAGGAACCGGAGCCUAUUCUCACCGGUCAGCAGCCUACAUCACUCAGAAAGCCUUCUACUAGCGUAUCAUCAGUUCUUGGGAUAAAAAGUGACGCACUUGAGGACAAACCUCUAAACGUGGAGCCACAAGAGGGUUUACCCUUUCCUGCGCUAUCGAGUCAGCCUACAACUACAAUCACCUGA